AUGUCCAAACUUUUUGGUCUAUGGAAUGUCGAACAAACAAAGGCUUCAUUAUGCGAACCCAAAUCAAAAGGAGGAGCCGGAUUAACCAUAGAACAAGCACAGCCUUUAUACGAUGCAAAAUUUGAUGGGAAAUCUCUUUCAAAGAUUGUCGAGGAAAUUAUUAAGAAGAGAAAUGAACAUUUAUCCAUUGAAAGAGAAAUUCAACACGCCACAAAUUUCAUAACAAGCAACAAGGACUUUGUUUCAGUACCAGAAUCCACUUGUAAAACUGUUGCUGAAUGGGUUGUGGAGUUGAUAAGAGGUAAUUUCAUUACGAUAUCAUCCGAUUUGCUUGAUCGUUGGAAGCAUCGGUUGGAAGGCGAAAUAUCUGAACAAUUAAGAAAGGAAAGAACAAAUCCCAAAUAUGAUUACCUCCGUAAUUUACAUGAUCCAACCAACAUGGAAAAACUGGAAAAAUUAAUUGGAACAAAUAUUCAACUCCCUAUCUUUGAAGAUGAUUUACUUCCAAAAAACUUAGAUCCAACAGCUAAAUAUGUUUUGACUCGUCAGCAAUUUGAUAUGCUGAAAAAGGUUGUUGCUGGUGUCGAAGGUUUUUUUUUCUCAGGUCCUCCAGAGAUUUCAAAAUCAUAUACACUUUAUCUCAUUGCUGCCUAUGCCUUUGUGAAUUCAAUUCCAGUACUCUAUGUUACGAAUUGUGCUGUUUGGAAGAACAAUUACAUUAUAGAUAACAUUCCUGGUGCCAAUAAGUAUUUGCUUCGACUAUUUUUAUCAUUGAAUAGUGACAUUUUUUCUUGUGACAUAAUUUCGAAAUUGGAGCAAUCAGGUGAUAUUGUUUCAUAUUUGAGCCAAUAUGUUGCAAAAGAUCAACGAGUGUUCUAUUUGUUUGACGAACAUGAUGAAUUGUUCAGACCUUACGACAAUGGCAAAAUGAUGGCAAGAGAGUUUUAUUUCCAAAAUUUUUCAAGAUGGACAUGCUCUACGAGAGGCAUACAUACAAUGACCAUAUAUUGUGGAAGUCUUUUUGAAGAAUAUUUACCUGUAGGAGAGAGUUCAAAAAUAGUUAGAAUUGAUCCUCCAACAGAAAAAGAAUUUAAUUUACUUGUUACUGACUUCGGUUUGGAUCCAAAGGAUAAAAGAAUUGAUUAUGUGACAGGAAGAAUUCCUGGAGAUUUGAGAAAAUUGGCCUUCUUUCUGCAAGGUAAAAAGGGUACAGACGAAGAUUUUAAUCAAUUCAUCACUGAAACAAAGAACGAAUAUAAUCUUAGAUUGAAUGUUUUAUUAGAUGAAAAGCUGGAUGGAAUGGAAAAGGAAUUCUUUCUCAAAGCACUUGAACGCCUUUUUACACUCGGUUUCAAUGAUGGAAGAAUUGUAUACGUUAGCCCUGUUGUUUACGAUCUGGGUUUCAUGUUCAAAGAUCGUGACCACAAUCUUUUUAUUAUGAAUGAGCCUGCGAAGCGAUGUUUAUUCCAAUAUUAUUGUGAAAAAAUUCAAAAUCGUGUCGUAUCUUGUAUACCAGGAUCUGAAAAGUUUGCUUUGUUUCAACGGAAUUUGAUCACCCAAGAAUACAAGAUUGGAAAACAUUUUGGAAAAUUCUAUGUCACAAAUAUGAAUAAUUAUGAAAUAGAUAUGGAAAGAAAUGAUAUAAAAAUUGGAGAGGAUGUGUUUAGAAAUGAUGGUACUGAUGAUAAUGUUAUAGGUUAUGAAUCUGCUUCGGUUGUUAACUCAUUUCCUUUCCAAAAUUUGAAAAAUAUGAACUCAUUUAUGAAUAAUCGGAAAUCACUCUAUUAUACAUCUCUAUCAUAUGAAAUUAAUACACACCAGAGCUUUAGUCUGAAAGAUAUACAAAUUCUGAAUAAGAGAAAUUAUCCAAAAGGAACAGGAGUACUAUUCAUUCCAGAGUCUGAACUUUUCCCCUGUUUUGACUAUGCUAUUAUUAAGUAUGGUGAUGAAGCAGUAGAAAUAUAUUUGAAACAGACCACAAUUUCUACUGUUGAUUCUCAUUAUUGCAAAGAUUCCAAAUGUUCAAAAACUGAUUUUGAUAAUCUAAUAACCCAACAAUAUAUAAUUGAUGAAACAAAUAUAGCUAAAACCACAACAUUAGAACUACCAAAGAAAUAUCUAUUUUCCUUGCUUGAAUUGAUUUUUCAUGCAAUUGUUGAUGAUGGAAAAAUUGAAAAGGUUGUGACAAAAGAUAAGGAUGAAGAGCUAUAUUUGAAACCUAAAAAACAGGAAUUACAGAUUUUCAAAGGCGGAAAUAUUUUAAAAUCAGUUACAUAUGAUGGUAUGCAAAUUAUUUGGCACUAUAUUUAUGAAUCGGGUGCAAACUCCUCUGAACAAUCUGUGAAGAAAGUUAAAGAGCAUGGCAUUCUUUACAGAAAUAGAGAAGAAAUUGAAAAUCAAAUGAAGGUGUUUUUUGAUGAUGAUCGUGGUAGAACCGAACUUCAUAAAUAUUAA
Messenger RNA from Naegleria fowleri, 2454 nucleotides. RefSeq lists its product as uncharacterized. Lineage: Eukaryota; Heterolobosea; Eutetramitea; Acrasida; Naegleriidae. The transcript has a single exon. Bases 1 to 2454 code for a protein of 817 amino acids. The record is from RefSeq and is a predicted model, not a curated record.